Messenger RNA from Protopolystoma xenopodis, 438 nucleotides. NCBI's taxonomy places the organism in Eukaryota, Metazoa, Platyhelminthes, Monogenea, Polystomatidea, Polystomatidae. The record is from the annotation of a GenBank genome assembly.
AUGCUUUCGUGCCAUCUGCUACGGUGGCACAAAGUCGUUGGUGUGGCAUUGGUUGACGGUGAACCGAGGACUGGUUCGUGUGACCCCGCGUUAUUCGCUCUCCUCUCCCGGCAGGCCUCCUUCGGUUGCCGGGGCGAUGGGCCGCUGCAGGCAGUAGUCGCGAGACCUUUCUCCUUCGAAAUGCAAAGUCUGUCGCCAGCUGGAGGAGUUACCGGGCCCGUGGGGCCCAGUUACAGAGUGGACAAACGGCUCAAGGCUUUGCUCGAUCAGGCGUCUUUUCGGGAUCAUUCUGGCUCAGGCGUUCAUGUGGUCUUUUGGUCAUGUGAUAUUAUGGUUAUGUGGUCUUGUGGUCAUGUGUUCUUGUGGUCUUGUGGUCAUGUAGUCAUGUGGUCUUGUGGUCAUGUGUUCUUGUGGUCAUGUGUUCUUGUGGUCUUGUAG